GUUGAUAGACCUCUUGAAACGGGUUGGAAUCUUUCUAAUCCGUUGCCUAAUGGAGACAUUCUUCUUCUGCCUAAUGCAAAUGGGUUCUUCCCCCAUAGCAUGGCUCAGAUCCCAGCUGAUUCGGGCUUCAUUACUCGUGCUGCAAGGUUUUCGUGCUACGGUAGUGGGAUUUUUGGUGAAAUGUUGAACCAACCUCUUGGAGUUCCUGAACCAAUUGGUUUGUAUUCUCAAGUGUGUGGAACAAUGCAACGGCUGCAGGAUAUGCCAGUGGGAACUGUAGCCAAACAAGCUCAUGGAGGACAAUGCUCGGGGAAUGAACUAAAUGUCGGUGAACUUCCAAAGGAUGCUUCUACGGCAGUAAGAGAUGGGUUCAAGAAUGAUGCAGGAACUGUGAUCCAUGUUGGAGCCAACGAAGAAGUUAAAGUAGAUAAACCUGGAUGCAGUCAUAUGUCUGAUGAAACUCGAUCCAGUGGUGGUAAUGGUCGAAAUGAACUGCAAGUUGGGGAAUUGAAAUCUGGGGAAACCCCUUCCAAGUGCUUUGAUAGGAAGAAAAGGAAAAUAAAUAGCCAGGGUUAUGAGCCUAACCAGUCAAGCAGAGCUCUGCAGUCAGGUGAAGAACCAGACAACAAUGGUGAGAAAAAGGAAAAUUAUGAGCGAAAUACCAAUUUGUCUCCUAAGAAGACAAGUGGAGGGAAACAAGCUUCUGAUCCUCCAAAGGAAGGAUAUAUUCACAUGAGGGCUCGAAGAGGCCAGGCCACAAACAGCCAUAGUCUUGCAGAAAGAGUAAGGAGAGAAAAGAUUAGUGAAAGGAUGAAGUUCCUUCAAGACCUUGUGCCGGGUUGCAAUAAGGUCACAGGGAAGGCAGUUAUGCUCGAUGAAAUCAUUAACUAUGUCCAGUCACUACAACGACAGGUCGAGUUCUUAUCAAUGAAACUCGCAACCGUAAAUCCUCAGCUUGAGUUAAACCUCGAUGGCCUCAUGGCUAAAGAAGCCCUUCAGCUACGACCUGGUCCCUCAUCUGCACCACCAUUUCCCCAAAGCAUCAUGCCAAUGGCUUAUCCUCCUCUACCGCAUCUUUCCCAACCUGGAUUCAUGGAACCGACUCUCUCUUGCAUGAGAAAUCCAUCUGAUGUCCUUAGGCAAACUGUCACUUCCCCAUUGUCUCCCAUGAAUGAAGGAGGAUUCAAGCGACCGGAAACACAGGGAUGGGAGUGUGAUCUGCAGAAUGUUGUUCACGUGUGCUAUGGAACCGAUGCUACACCUGAAAAUCAAGAAGCAACUGGGUCUCUUCCACCUGCUGACAUGAAGGUUGAGCAGUGACGUUUCGUCCCUCGUUAUCGUUUGCCCCAAGUGGUAAUUAUAUGUCGUUGGUUAUACCAACACAAGCAGAGCAAUUGAAAUACUGCGUCGGCUUGUCUAAAACAUCCAGAUUCCAACCAGAAUGUGGAAAAUGGAAAAGGAAAGAAGAUUGGAUCUUGUUUCUGUAAUCUGUACAGCUGGGGAAGACUCAUCUGAUUACCCUUCACUCUGGUUGAUUCCAAGUGGGAGAAAGAGAUAGAAGUGAAAGUCCUUUUUAUAAUGGAGAGGGAGAUUUGGGGUGUUGGAAAGAUCUGUGCUUUCACUAUGUUCUUGUUUUGUGUAUAGAUAGGUGGAUAUAGAAGUGAAAAUAUUUGAUGUAAUUUCUCUAUGAUCAACAUGAACAUGAUUUACCUUAGGUUUUUAUAGAAGAGGAGAUGCCCUUUAUUCACA
Molecule: messenger RNA, 1749 nt
Organism: Tarenaya hassleriana
Lineage: Eukaryota; Viridiplantae; Streptophyta; Magnoliopsida; Brassicales; Cleomaceae
Product: transcription factor bHLH49-like
Exons: 8
Coding region: 100-1320 (406 amino acids)
Biological process (GO): regulation of DNA-templated transcription
Cellular component (GO): nucleus
Molecular function (GO): DNA-binding transcription factor activity; protein dimerization activity
Source: RefSeq, a predicted model, not a curated record